CUUCAUAUUUUUCAGAAUUUCUUCUUUGUUUGACACGAGAAAGCAUCUUUGAAAGCUGUUUUGCGGCAGUAAUCCUGAAGAAAAGCAAAAGCCACCAUUGUACGCUGCUAUCUGAGCCAACAAUCUUCUCUCACUUGAUAUUUAACUCUCAAGGUUUUUCCACCAUCAAACAAGAAGACACGACAUACAAAACACAUCUUAGAAAUAUAUUUGGUUGACCAAUCUCUCCUUACUUCAUUUCUAACUCCAAUUAAACUUUCUUAGCUGGCCUAGAGUCAAUACACACACAGAUAUAUAUAUAUAUGUAUAUAUAUAUAUAUAACAUUUUAUAAUAUUCUCCAGUAUUGAUAUAGACGUUCAUUGAUCACCUCUGACCGACUGAAAUAUUGCUUGUUACUCAGAUAUAUAAAUAUCUGUAUAUAUAAAAUUCUUUCUUGAAAAUUCAUGUUUGCCAACUGAAGGAUAAAAAAAUUGUGCAAAAAUGUCUCGAAGCAGCAAUUUGAAACGACGAAAGAAAUCUAGGGCCGCGAAUGUUGAACGGAAGAAAAGCGUGGAUAAUAAUAAUGGCCCGAAUGAAGAAAAUGGAGAAGCAGGAGAUAACGACAUGAAACAAGAAGCUACAGAUCAACAACAACAACAACACCAACAAGAGCAUCAAGAAGAACUACAGAUGGAAGAAGAAAAUGAGAAAUUGGUUGACCAAAUGUCUUCUUCGUGCCAGGAAGAAGGAUGUGAAAUGAACUCGGAAUUCGUUAGUGAUAAUAAUGAAAAGAAACUGAUUAAUGAUUAUGCUGAAAAUAGCAGUAACGAUGAUAUUAAUAAUAAUACUAAUUAUAAUAAUUUCAAUGAUGAUAAUAAUAAUGUUGUUAGUGAAGACAGCGAGGGUAUGGAGGUGGCCGAUGAAGAGGAAGAGGCUGCCCGACUUGAAGAGAAGAGCAAGGAAGAAGAGCAGCAGAGGUUGAAACGGAUCAAAGAAGAAGAGGAAUACUGCCAGCAACUGGAACAGGAAGGAGAGGAAGGCACCGCUGUCAUCCGUGUUCAGACAAUGGAAAAUUCUCAUCGGUGCCAGAUUUGCAAUGAGGAAUUUGCUGGUUUUCUUGAUCUCGAGAAGCAUAAACUGACCCAUCGGCAAAUGAAGUCGUUUGACUGCAAGAUCUGCAGCAAGACCUUCACUCGCCGCAACCACCUGAAGCAACACAAGAGGACACACAAGAGGCCGAAUAAACUGCUGAAACCAUUGUUCCGCUGUAACGUUUGUGGGCUGGGAUUCUCUCAGAAGAUAAACCUGAUUGAUCACGAAAAGAAUCAUGAAACUGAGAUUGCUCCGCAGGAAGAGUAUACCCCUCCACCACCCCUGACCCCACCCCAGUGCCAACCCCAGCCCCUACCCCAGGCCCUACCACAGCCCCUACCCCAGUGCCAACCACAGCCACAGCCUCUGGCCCAACACUUACCGCAGCCCCAACACUUACCGCAGCCCCAACACUUACCGCAGCCCCAACACUUACCGCAGCCCCAACCCUUAUCGCAGCCCCAACCGGUGGUCUGCGAUUCAGACCGACCCUACAAAUGCAAUUACUGUGAACGUACUUUCUCUAGGAAUGGUGACUUGAUGCGACAUAUGAGGUUCCAUGAAGAAGACACGAGGCAACAGCAGCCACAAUACUUGAACCCUCAUCUCCUGUGUCAAGAUGAGAAGCCAUUUAAGUGUAACAUCUGUGAACGUGUGUUUUCAAGGAACGGUGAUCUGACGCGCCAUUUUCGAGUUCACGAAGAGCCGUCAUAUCAGCCAUCUCAAGUUGCCAACUGCCUGAACGGAGAGGUAUUUAAAUGCAAUAUCUGCCAGUCUACAUUUUCAACCAACGGUAACCUCACCAGACAUAUGAAGAUCCACGAAGAAGUGGUGAUCCAGAACAGCCCCAACCAUUGCUACCAAAAAGAAGGGAUGUUUUUCUGCAAUGUAUGUGGCAUUGAAUUCACCCGCAAUGGGGAUCUCACCAGACAUUUCAAAACCCACGAGGAACCGUUGCUCCAGAACUGCAACCAAAUCAAUAACAACUGUAAUAAUAAUGACCCCUUUAAAUGUAACAUCUGCGGACUUGCAUUUUCCCAAAACAAUGACCUUACCAGGCAUAUGAAGGGCCAUACUGAAUCCUGCAUGCCCCACAAUGUAUACGGCUGUAACGGUGGUUGUACAGAAGAACCCCCGAUGGCAUUCUCUUGCCGCCUCUGCCGACGUGUGUUCUCCACGUUUAUAGAUAUGACAGAACAUAUGAAGAUGCAUAUGGAAGCCUCUCACGCUCCACUUGCAAUGAAACCGUGUUUUGAUAGUCAAAGCCAUGGCAGCCCUAAGGGUUGUAUGGAUGAACAACAUUGCAGUAUUCCACGACCUUGUCUCAAAGACGAACCUCAGAACGGCAUGAGAUCCUAUCUCGAAGACCAACCCAUCAUUUGUCCAAUAUGCAAACGAUUGUUCUCACGACCUGGAGAUCUAACAAGACAUAUGAGGACGCAUGGUGAAACCGUUCUGCAGGAACACGAAAAUUUAGCUUUUUACCAAGAGGAGAAACCAUUUAAAUGCAAUAUUUGUGCACGCACUUUCUCAAGGAACGGUGAUUUGACCAGGCAUUUUCGUAGUCAUGAAGACACCUAUCUGCAAAAUAGCGUCAGCCCAAUUGUUCCAUACGAACCUGAAGAAUCACAUCGCUGCACCACUUGUUGUUCAGUUUUCUCUACAAACGGCAAUCUGACGAGACACAUGAAAACCCACGACGAAUUUAUAGCCCAGCAAAAUCUGAACAAUUCUCCAUUACAAAGAAAUAACAAUUCAUUCCGAUGUACAAUAUGUCAGAACUAUUUCUCUACAAACGGUAAUUUAACUCGGCACAUGAAAACACACCGGGAAUAUUUUAGUCAGAACACUCCACCAAUGUCCAUGUGUCCAAAUGAAGACACUUCCAUGUGUCAGAACAUUUGUCCACUGGAUGCAGACUUCCAAGAUGGAGAGAACUUAAAUUUUGAUUGUGAAGAAUGCAUGAAGGCCUACAAUGAGAAACACAAUCAGAACCACAGCCCAUCUCUGCAGACUUUCACGUGUGUUAUUUGCGAGAAAGUGUUUACAAAUUGUGAGAUGUUUGAGAGGCACGUGCGAAGCCAUAACCAAGACAAACCUUUCAUCUGUGAAAUCUGUGGAAAGGGGUUUGUACAGAAAUACCAUCUGACUGUUCAUAAAAGGACUCACACUGGAGAAAGACCCUUUAAAUGUAAUUUAUGUGGGUUCGCUUUCUCUCGCAAGGACCAUUUGGUAAGGCACCAGAGGGACAAUAAGGUUGGAAUGUAUAUCUCAGAAGCAGGUGAGACACGAUAUUCCUGCAUCCCAGGUGGUGCUUUACCAAGAUAGUGCAGAUAAAUCAACUUAGUGUUCGGCAUGGAAUGUUUGUUGUUUUGUCUGUCUGUGCCUGCGAAUGUGGGGACUUUUUUUGCCUGUUCCAUUUGUCUACUUGAGUAGCAAAAAAACCUUCAACACAGCACAGAUAACAGUAGGCUAGGCACAUACACACUCAUAUAUACACAUACUUACACAGGUCUUAAUAUAAUGCCAUAUAUUUUAUCUUGAUAAUUAUGUAAAAAAAAAAAAAAGAAAGCAAAAAGUUUUGCCAAAGAGAAAUUUC
Octopus sinensis (East Asian common octopus) is the source of this 3671-nucleotide messenger RNA. Its product is annotated as zinc finger protein 37-like. Gene Ontology annotation, molecular function: DNA-binding transcription factor activity; RNA polymerase II cis-regulatory region sequence-specific DNA binding. Bases 482 to 3400 code for a protein of 972 amino acids. NCBI's taxonomy places the organism in Eukaryota, Metazoa, Mollusca, Cephalopoda, Octopoda, Octopodidae. The record is from RefSeq and is a predicted model, not a curated record. The transcript has a single exon. Gene Ontology annotation, biological process: regulation of transcription by RNA polymerase II.